Messenger RNA from Solanum stenotomum, 330 nucleotides. RefSeq lists its product as uncharacterized. The record is from RefSeq and is a predicted model, not a curated record. NCBI's taxonomy places the organism in Eukaryota, Viridiplantae, Streptophyta, Magnoliopsida, Solanales, Solanaceae. The coding region runs from base 1 to 330 and encodes 109 amino acids. The transcript has a single exon.
AUGAAACCAGGUGAUGAUCCUCCUACUGAUCAAAGGGUAUAUCAGAGGUUAAUUGGGAAACUUCUCUAUCUAACAAUGACUAGACCUGAUAUAGCUUUUAGUGUGCAAACUUUGAGUCAGUUUCUACAAGAUCCUAAGAAGUCACAUAUGGGAGCUGCACUUAGAGUGGUGAGGUAUGUUAAAAAUCAACCAGGGUUGGGAAUUCUCCUAUCUAGUAGUUCAGAAGAAAAGAUUAGUGCCUACUGUGAUGCUAACUGGGCAGCUUGUCCACAAACUAGAAGAUCUGUAACUGGUUAUUUUGUGAAACUAGGAGAUUCACUAGCGUCAUAG